UCGGGUCCCCGAUAACAGCAGAUGCUUCUAGUCAGCUUGUACCAGCUGUUAUGGCCCCUCUCCCCAUGGCCAUCGCAGUAGGAUUAACAUCUUUCGGUCGCCCACCCCCUUCGAUGUCAUGUACCGUACCCGUCGAUGUGAAUGAUUCAACAACGGGCGCUACUCUAUCGACAUUACCUGCCCGAGGAGGCUUUCAGUAGUAGCUUGCCGCCCGAUCGAUUAGCUUCCCCCUGGUUUUGUGCGCGGUGGUUCAGCAUUUUCGUUGGCAGUGAUUUAGACCUCCGGCUCUGUACACACACUCAUGCUGGUGACGCCUGUGUUUGUUGUUAUUGGUGGCGUUUAGUGCAACAAACCACACCGCACGCUCUCUCUCUCUCUCUCUCUCGCUCUCUAUCCGGGCUUAUCGGGACGAGGGGGAGGUUCAGGCAUUUUUAUCAGCGCUCAGCCGGCCCAUCUAUCUACCCAUCUAGCGGCGCGACACAAAACUGGCGCACGGUGGCGAAGGGUGACGCAAUCGGCGCGCACACCCGCACACCGGCGGAGGCGGGUGGGGGAGGCGAUCAGAAGCGCGCGCGCACAGCCUCCGCCCCGGACAUCAUGUACCGGGAGAUAAAGAGCAUCUACAACUGGCUCGCGUCCGCCGCGAUCAGUGGCACGCAAACGCUGACCGAUUCCAGACGCCCGAUCAUACGCGCACUGCAGUGCAGCAGACGGCAGCGGAGUUUUUCCACCAGCAGCAGCAGGGGCGGUACAGCAGACCUCACAAUGGUAAAGACGGGCCCGGGCGGUGGCCCUUCGGCCGCUUCCGGCCGGGUUGUGCUGGCACGCCGGAAAUCGCUGGCACAGAAAGACCCACUGGUGGAGGAGUUGCGCAAGGCGCGGGAAGAGAAUGCACGCCAGCAGCAGUACGAUUACUCGCACGUGUUCAGAAAAAAGACGCUGCUCGACUUCGUCCGCCUGUCGUUCGUGAUCAUGGGCAUCGAGAUCGUCUACUCGGCGGAAACCGCCUUCGUUACACCGAUACUGCUCGGAAUCGGCAUCGAGCAUCAGCUGAUGACGAUCGUUUGGGGCAUCUCGCCCCUGAUCGGUUUCAUCGUUUCGCCCUUCCUGGGCACGUUUAGCGACCGGUGCCGCUCGAGGUUUGGCCGCCGUCGCCCCCUGUUGGUGGUGCUCGGGAUGGGCCUUGUGCUGGGAUGUCUGCUGCUCCCGUUCGGUGAAACGAUCGGACACUGGCUGGGCGAUACAGGAGAGUCCGAAAAACCGGUCAUAAACAACACCGUUACAAUCGGGGGUAAUCGCAACCCCUACGGCAGCGCCACAGCUUCAAUAGCGCACUACAAAUGGGCCAUAGUGGUCACGAUACUGGGCACAAUCUUGCUCGACUUUUGUGCCGACUCUUCGCAAGCACCCUCGAUGGCCUACCUACUGGACGUGAGUCUUCCCGACGACCACGGACAGGCCUGCAGCACGUAUUCGCUGCUCUCCGGCGUUGGCGGCUGCAUCGGGUACCUUAUCGGUGCGAUCGAUUGGAACGGCACGAUGCUGGGCGAGCUGCUCGGUGGCAACAUUAACACCGUCUUCAUUCUCGUGACGGUCAUAUUUGUGCUGUGUCUCGCCGUGACCGUAGGCAGCUUUCGGGAGAUUCCACUACCGCUGAUGGAGCGGGAUGAGCUGCUGCAACCGCUCACAGAGCGUGCCGUAACGGAGCAGCGACAGCGCACCACGGUUGAGAAGGGUCUCCGCCCCAUGAAGGACAUUGCCGACGCGCUGUUGCUCGAGCUAGAAGGAGACGACAGCGAACCUUCGGACCGAACCGUUUUGCUGAGCUAUUCCGAGAAGGAACCACUGAUGGGUGACUUCCUUCAGGAGAAGCCAAAGAGCUCCGCCAAAGAGUUCCUACGCAUCACCUUCCGGAUACCAGCCACCCUCGCGGUGCUCUGCGUGACGAAUCUGUUCUGCUGGAUGAGCCACAUCAGCUACUCGCUGUACUUUACCGACUUUGUGGGCGAGAAGGUGUUCGGUGGCGAUCCGAUGGCCCACUCCGAUUCGGACGAGUACGCGCUGUACAUCGAAGGUGUCCGGUACGGGUGCUUCGGGAUGGCCAUCUACUCGAUCGCCUGCUCGACGUACUCGUGCACGAUCGAGCGGCUGAUCCGGGUGUUCCGGGCGCGCAACGUGUACAGCGGUGGGCUGCUGAUCGACUUCGUCGGCAUGCUGCUGAUGGCCAUGUUCCCGAGCAAGGUGACGGUGUACGUGUUCAGCGUGACGGGCGGGAUAGUCGGAGCGCUGCUCUUCACCAUGCCGUACAUCAUACUGGCGAAGUAUCACGCGAAAGGAUUGCUCGACACGUGCGACGAAACGAACUCGAUACAGCCCCGCCGUGGCCUGGCGUCGGACAUUUCCAUCAUCGGCAGCAUGCUGUUCGUGGCGCAAAUCAUUCUCUCGCUUACGAUGGGCCCGCUGGUGACGCUCACCGGGACGACCGCGUCCGUCAUCUACACGGCGAGCGUGUGCAGCCUGGUGGCGUCACUGUGCGCCACCCAGAUCCAGUAUCUGGAUCUGUAGAGCCGAGAGGGGAGGACACACAAUUAAAAAGUGCAUUUACGUGUGCAAGGCACACGGGUUGUGAUAGUGAAACGAGGGGUUGUUGCUGUUACUGAGCGAGCAUAAGCGUUAGCCAUAAAGAAUCGAUUAUAAUGCUAGUGAGAAAGAGAGAGGAGGAGGAGGAAGGGUAACAAUUAGUAACAUUACGAAGUGAGCAGAAGGAUACAGGAAAACACUUUGACACUAACUCAAAAGGACCUCAAUACAUUGUAAGCGUUAAAUAGAUGAAUAAACGGCAUUCACUUAACAAUUUUAACGAUAUAAUGUAGCGGAAAGUAUCAAAAGCAUGAAAAGAUUACAAUAAACUGUUAUUUUUGUAUAUGAAUGGCAA
Messenger RNA from Anopheles arabiensis, 2935 nucleotides. RefSeq names its product proton-associated sugar transporter A-like. The record is from RefSeq and is a predicted model, not a curated record. Gene Ontology annotation, biological process: transmembrane transport. The transcript has 5 exons. Gene Ontology annotation, molecular function: sucrose:proton symporter activity. The coding region runs from base 142 to 2565 and encodes 807 amino acids. NCBI's taxonomy places the organism in Eukaryota, Metazoa, Arthropoda, Insecta, Diptera, Culicidae. Gene Ontology annotation, cellular component: membrane.